Aphis gossypii (cotton aphid) is the source of this 1245-nucleotide messenger RNA. RefSeq lists its product as uncharacterized. The record is from RefSeq and is a predicted model, not a curated record. Bases 565 to 918 code for a protein of 117 amino acids. NCBI's taxonomy places the organism in Eukaryota, Metazoa, Arthropoda, Insecta, Hemiptera, Aphididae. The transcript has 3 exons.
UCGGUCGACUCGAUCGACAGCUUGCUGCAGGAUUGCAGUCGUCCGAGUAAUAACCACAGAAUAGAUAUAAUAGUAAUAAUAACAAUAAUAAUAUUAUCAUCAUAAUAUUAUAUUUAUUUUCAUACUUUAUUUUAUACACCACACGGUUAUCGUAAUACCCGGCGCCCGGCAAUAACCAUGUCCGGCAUGUCGAUAAUAUUUAUAAUAUAAUUAUAUAUCAUAAUGAGUUAAGAGGACGUAUAACCGGCACUCGCAUGUGUUGUCUUCCGAUUUUCGUCUCACACACGUACGACAUGGACAAAACGCGUUUACGCAGUCUGAGUAGAACUCGCUCAAUUUUGGUUCUAGAGAAAACAUACCUAUUAUACAAUUGAACCGUAACAAUAUUUCUGAGGAUGAGACGCUGCGUGUUUUCCAUUAUUCCCAAUAUAACGUUCGUUAUAUCAUUUAGAAAUCACGAAAAUGUCAACAUUUUUAAAUGACCUUUAACUUUUCAAAAUUAAUUUUUUUUUUUUUUUAAAACGCAGCGUCUUGUCCUUAAAAAUAUUGUCACAAUUAAAUCGUAUGAUACCUAGAGGUAUAUUUACUCUAGAUAGUCUAGAACCAAAAUUGAGCAAGUUCUACUCAGACUGCGUAAACGCGUUUUGUCCAUGUACGUUUGUAAGACGAAGACAACGCAUGCAGAAUGACUUCCUCUUCAUAACAACGACGUCAGUACGUCCAAAUACUGUAAUUUACAGUAUUUGGUACGUCACUCACCACGAUAAAGGUUUGAAACCGACGACGCCGCGGGAACCAUUUUCACUAUACUUCCGCGAAAACUACUUAAAGGAAAAUUUGGUGUUAAGUAUUUUAUCACUGAGAGGAGUUUCUCAGCAAUGCACAGAAUCAAGACAUACUCAAGACCAACAAGAAUGAGUGAAAGACUUCAUAGUACUACAAUUUUAUCAACCGAAAAGGAACUGAGUGGAUAGUUAAUACAAGAUCCAACAUCAGUCAUAGAUGAAAUUUCCACAAGUAAAAACCAUGGAUUAUCUUUUUCUUUAUAAUUAUACCGUCUAUUAAAAAUGUUGAUUUGAUUUUUAAUUUAUAAAACUUAUGUUUUAAUAUGAAUUAUUAAAAUAUUAUUAUUAUUACUUAUUAAUACUUAUUACUUAUACAUUUUUAUUUGUGUUUUCAAAAGAUUUGAAAAUUUAAAGAGAAAUUGUGGUUUUCUUUUUAUUAUACAGAAUAUUUUAUUCUAAU